Sitodiplosis mosellana (orange wheat blossom midge) is the source of this 1537-nucleotide messenger RNA. RefSeq names its product class E basic helix-loop-helix protein 22 (gene Oli). Gene Ontology annotation, molecular function: protein dimerization activity. Bases 318 to 953 code for a protein of 211 amino acids. The record is from RefSeq and is a predicted model, not a curated record. NCBI's taxonomy places the organism in Eukaryota, Metazoa, Arthropoda, Insecta, Diptera, Cecidomyiidae. The transcript has 4 exons.
CUGUUGUAGCUGGUGCUGCUUUUGUUAUUGCCUUCAUCAUCACAGAUGAUGAACUGAGAUUUUUUCUCUCUUCGCCCAUUUCUCCGGUUUAUUAUUGUUUGUGUAGUGCGGUUGACGUGUUGUGUGACUGAGUGCUAUUUGCUAUUGUAGAUAUUUUCAGUUUUAGUUUUUUUUCACAUAAAAGCAAAUAAUUUUCACACACAAAACGAAAAUUUUCUACUAUCUACACUGAAAAUACAGCAAGCAUAAAAUUAGUGAAAUAUUUGCACGAUUUCAAAUUGACUUCUAGGUCUUUUGGUAAAGCUACAAUAACAACAAUGAAUCCAAACUUCGGCUUUCAUCUGUCAUCUGGACUACCACCGCCGCCACCAACCAUCCAACCUCAUUCGAUGCAAAACCCCCAAAUUCCGCCAGCACCGGCCGGCAGCCCAACCGGUCGGCAAAGUGUACCAGGCCGUCGGACACCUUUGGGAAAUGUUGGUAUCGGCGGGUUUUAUGCACAAAGCGCUUUAUCGCCAUCUCACAUCCAACAUCAAACCGAUGAAAAUUUACCAAGUGGCAGCAGAGAACGGUCACCCACAAGCCACCAAGCACCGACCACUGGUCCAGGAAAGACGAAAAACCGACAAGGAAAGACUGUCCGAUUGAACAUUAAUGCACGUGAACGUCGACGAAUGCACGAUUUAAACGAUGCUCUUGAUGAACUUCGCAGCGUCAUUCCAUACGCACACUCACCAUCAGUUCGAAAGCUAUCGAAAAUUGCUACACUCCUAUUAGCUAAAAAUUAUAUUCUUAUGCAACAGAACGCUUUGGAGGAAUUGCGUCGCCUUUUGACCUACAUUCAAAGUACAACCGGUGCCGCUCCAUUGGAUUUAGCUUCGUUCCCAGCUGCUGCCAAAUUACAGCAGCUGCUGAAUGCACCCAGUCACGAACUACCCUCCAACAAUCCAUAAACAUUCAAGUGGCGUCGCACUUGUUUCGAUAGAAAUGGAAUCGCGAGACGAUAUGAGCAUAUACUCAAAAUGAUGCGAUCGCUGGAAGGCGUCAACAUUUUAAUGCAAGAUUAACUUUCUGACAUUGAUAUUUAUUUAGUAGUCAUACCAUUGUACGUUCAAUGAAAACGAUUUAAACUGUAUUCUCGUGUGCCAAAGUAUAGAUUGACUGAUUGCAGUGAACGUCACUUUGCAAGUGAUUGGUUCACGCAUUAGGUUAUAAGUGAUAUAUUUUCCUUUUUUCGUAAAGUAAUUUCAAUGCCAAACAGAUUGAUUGAAUUUCUAGUCCCAGACCACAUAGAUUUUUAUUUCUCUUUUCACCGCAAAACACGAAGUGUCGACAAAAUUGUGUCCAAAAAUUUUAUUUAUAUUUUUUUCCGAAGUCAAAAGGCUUCAUUAUUCAUAACGUUUUAUUCAUAAGGAAAUGAUGAUGAAUUAGUCUUUCAAAUUAUAAAAUCGAAAUAAAGAGAUAAAAUGAAGUAGUAAAUAUAGAAAACACCGAAUGCCGAAUGUCUUUUGUUUGUUUAUGUCAUGUGCGCCUCCGC